CUUCGCUUAGCCCAAGCCAUUUUGGAAGGCCUUACGUGGUGUCGUCUGUUUUCGCCUCGUGGAAAAACACUCACCUUUACCGAGUGUCUUGCUUCACUUGUGAGUCGAGAAGAGUCAUUUGCAAAAAUUUUUGAAACGUUUCAAGUUUGCGAACAUUAGUUUUGUAGGGGGGGGGAAAUAGUUUUGUCAAGUUUUGUUCCCGCCGGCGGAGAAGCGCAUUGGAACUGUUGUCAUCCGGUGUUGACGAAACAGAUCGCUGUCCCAGUGUUGCAUCGAACAAAGGAAGAACAAAACUGAUGUUCGUCCUGUAGCACAAUCUACGGGAAUUGUUGAAGAAAGUUGGUAUUAAACAUAUCGUGGCGUGGUUGUGUGAAGUGACGUUAAGUUGAGAAGCUUUUCUCCGUCAGACAACCAACAGAUUGGGCUGACUGAUUCAGCUCUGUUAGCAUCAGCUAAGGUUAGCCGGACAAACGGGGGGCUAACCGCUUUUCUGUUUUCAUUCAGAAAACAAGCUUUUUCUUAAAUACGAGAAUGGCGGAGGGGUACAUUCGGGUGGCGGAAGAGGAAAACGAGGAGCCCAUGGAGAUCCCGGCCGAGGACGACGGUACGGUUCUGCUGUCAACAGUAGCGGCUCAGUUUCCAGGGGCCUGCGGCCUGCGGUUCAGGAGCCCCGUGUCCCAGUGCAUGCGUGGAGUGCGUCUCGUGGAGGGGGUCCUGCACGCGCCAGAAAACGGAUGGGGGAACGUUGUAUACGUAGUGAACUACCCAAAAGAUAACAAAAGGAAAAUGGAUGAAAUUGAUGCCUCUUCGGCUGUGAAGAUGAAGAGGGGAGACAUGAAGACCUCUGACCUGAUUGUUCUGGGUCUGCCCUGGAAAACAACUGAACAGGACCUGAAAGACUACUUUAGCACAUUUGGAGAAGUUAUAAUGGUCCAGGUUAAACGAGAUGCUAAGACUGGUAACUCCAAAGGAUUUGGUUUUGUGAGAUUCACAGAGUACGAAGCUCAGGAAAAAGUGAUUUCCCAGCGCCACAUGAUUGAUGGAAGAUGGUGUGACUGCAAGCUUCCUAACUCGAAGCAAGGUCCCGAUGAGCCACUGAGGAGCCGGAAAGUGUUUGUCGGACGCUGCACAGAGGACAUGACCACAGAUGACCUUCGGCAGUUUUUCAUGCAGUAUGGAGAAGUCACAGACGUCUUUAUCCCCAAACCAUUCCGGGCUUUUGCCUUUGUGACAUUUGCAGAUGAUCAGGUUGCCCAGUCUCUCUGUGGAGAGGAUCUUAUCAUCAAAGGAGUCAGUGUUCACAUCUCAAACGCUGAGCCCAAACACGGCAAUAGGCAGUUUGACCGUACGGCCCGGUUUGGAAACGGUUUCGGGGCCCAGGCGUUCGGUAGCAACCGUAGUGGGUUGGGGAGCAGCGCUAACAGUAGUCUGGCUAACUUCGGGUCGUUUAGCCUGAACCCCGCCAUGAUGGCCGCUGCUCAGGCUGCUCUGCAGAGUAGUUGGGGCAUGAUGGGUAUGCUGGCGAGCCAGCAACAGACGUCCACCUCAGGCAGCAGCUCUAGUGGGACCAGUUCGAGCAGGGACCAGGGUCAGUCUUUCAGCACAGGCAACAGCAACUACGGCACCAGCUCCGCCAGUCUGGGCUGGGGCUCAGGGUCAAACUCUACGACCAGUGGCAGUGGGUUUAGCUCAGGGUUUGGGUCCAGCAUGGAGUCAAAGUCCUCUGGGUGGGGUAUGUAAGUUAAGUGUUUCUAUGGUAAGUAUUGUGAGAGAGAUGAGUUUUUUCAAAAGUUUAUUUCUGGUGUUGAUGCGUAUCUGAAAACUAAACACUUUGGUGAAAGACGUUUUGUACAUUUGGAGAAAAAAAAAAUGCUAAAGAUUUAAUUUAGGAACUGUUGAAGUGAAUUGUUUACCAGGAUCUCUGACUAAAGUGCUAUUUUUGCUGUCUUGUUUGUUUGUAUCCAUUUCAACUGGAUUCUCUAAUGCAUGUAUUGUGAAAUGUGAUGCCCAUUUAGAAAAUGCAUGAAUGUCUGCGGUUCACCAUUAUCCGGCUUUUGUCACCAUCGGCUUGAGAGGCAAUCUUGCAUUGGAAAGAAUCUGGUUGAAACUUAAAUGUCUUUUUUUUUUUUUUUAAGUGCAACUUUAUUUGCAGUCAAGUUUUGUGGAAAAGCCUUCACUGAAAUCUCUUCUGCAGUUCACCUCUCUUCCAUUUCCCCGCGACGAAGCUCCUCUUUGGCAGUAUUCUUGGGGUGAUACCCGUAUCAUUCUCCCUCUUCCCACCUGUAAAUGCUAUGCCAUCAAAGAACGGCCUCACUCCGCAUGUUCUAAGAGACGGUGGGUGUUUUCACUUUUAUCCACUUUUUUUAAGAGAGCAAAAAAAAAAAAAAAAAAAUGGAGAGAACUGCGCAACUGACAUUUUAAGAACUGAUGAGUGCGAUUGAGGAUGGCUUGUGGCGAGGAGUGAAGCUAUGAGUGAGCGAACGGAGAGAGACGCGUGGAAAGGACUGGUUGUGCGGUGGUAGAGCCCAAUUUGACUGCUUUUCUGAGUGUGUGAGUGGAAGCUGCGGAUGCGACGAGCGCCUCCCCCCUAACAUGGACAUUCUUUAAUUAGUACUUCAAGAUUUGUCCCUUUUUCUUUUUUUUUUUCUUUGCAAGUUUUUUCCUUCCUUCUAAGUAUGUCUAAGUACAGAAAUAUAAAACCUGUAGUGGAAUGUUGUGAUGAAUAUUUGUAUUGCUUAUAUUAUCUGAUUUGAAUGCUGUAUGGUGUGUGCUUUCAUGUUAAUUGAACUGAUCUGUAAGUGUGUUCUUGAUGUGGAUGACACCUGCUGAAGACUCUGGGGGGCCGCGAGUGAGGAUGUGAGAACGUGGAGACGUGUGUGUCCAAUGGUGCCCGGUAGCUCUUUGUUGUUUGUGAGGUGUUUUUAACAAGAAAAACAUGUCAAAUGAAGGGAGUUCUCUAAUAAAGUUCAUUUGAAUAGUUACUUA
This is a messenger RNA of Xiphophorus hellerii (green swordtail), 2985 nucleotides long. RefSeq names its product TAR DNA binding protein b (gene tardbpb). Gene Ontology annotation, cellular component: chromatin; nucleoplasm. Gene Ontology annotation, biological process: regulation of gene expression. Gene Ontology annotation, molecular function: RNA binding. The record is from RefSeq and is a predicted model, not a curated record. NCBI's taxonomy places the organism in Eukaryota, Metazoa, Chordata, Actinopteri, Cyprinodontiformes, Poeciliidae.